AGGUUCUGAGAAACCACAGGAGGCUGAGACCUAAAGGGAAGGUGCAGAGGCUCUGAGAGGAGAGGCAGCGAAAGUGUCGGAGUGCUGGGCAGAAGGACAGAGUGCUUCUGGGACAGGUGAGAGCAGGGAGCCAAGGGCCACAUCAAAGUGACAGAGAAGGACAAAGGAGAGGCAGAGAAGCAAGACAGAAAAGCACACCAAGAGCACAAAGGAAGCUGAAGAGACCCCGGGAGCCAGAAACAGCAGCCAUGCCCCACAGCUCCGACAGCAGUGAUUCCAGCAGCUUCAGCCAGUCUCCCCCUCCCAGCAAGCAGGACUCUUCUGAUGACGUGAGGAAAGUCCAAAGGAGGGAGAAGAAUCGCAUUGCUGCCCAGAAGAGCCGCCUGAGGCAGACCCAGAAAGCAGACACAUUGCACUUGGAGAGUGAAGACUUGGAGAGACAGAAUGCUGCCCUGCGCCGGGAGAUCAAGCAGCUGACAGAGGAAAUGAAGCACUUCACCUCGAUGCUGAACUCCCAUGAACCACUCUGCUCCAUCCUGACAUCCCCUCCACCACCUCCAGAAGUGCUUUAUGCCACACACUCUUUUCACCAGCCCCACAUUAGCUCCCCACGCUUCCAGCACUGAGCCAGCCAGCAGGACAGCAGCCUGCCAGCUCCACUGAUGGCAAGAAGUAACUUCGUGGGGCUUGCUUUUCCAUCCAAGGGAAGGAAUUGGACAGAUGGACAUUCCUUCUGAAAGUAUGUAUUCUGAGUGAUUUGCCUAAGACUUGCUUCCUGUGCAGAAAUGGCAGAGUCACCAUGAGGCAUCUUUGGACAGUUUCCAGCUUGGAUUCUGGGAGGAAGAAGCAGUCACAAAAGGGCACCAGCCCCUUUCUCUGGUCCUUGUUUGGGGAGACUUGCAGGAGUGUGCAUCACCAGCAGCCUCCAUAAGAGCAGCUGGCUGUGGCACACCACAGCCAGACCUCCAGGAAGAGGAAAGGGAGCAGGGGUGGAGGGGAAGGUUGGGGGGCCACAGAGUGUCAGGGCAAAACUGGUUUAUUUUUGUAAAAUAAAGAUUGAAAAUGCUUAA
This is a messenger RNA of Sturnus vulgaris (Common starling), 1070 nucleotides long. NCBI's taxonomy places the organism in Eukaryota, Metazoa, Chordata, Aves, Passeriformes, Sturnidae. The record is from RefSeq and is a predicted model, not a curated record.